UUUUAUCUAUUAUUUUAUUUAUUAUAUUUGACUGAUUUCUUAUCUUAAUCAAGACAACACAAAAAACAAUAUAUCAGCAGCACAAUUAACACUUUUUAAUACUACUAAAAUACAAGCAGGACAGAUUCAAGAUAUGAAAAAAGGGCGGGAAAGCGAAUGCACGCGCUUGCAAAGUAAAAAGCCGGUUGUGAGUUUAAGACUGCAGUAAUAAUUUUAUCAACACUGACAAGGUACUUUGAAUACUGAAGAGCUUUUCUGUCAGAGUAAGUAAAAACAAACAAAAAAAAGGGUUGCGAAUGUUACUUGAAAAGCAGAUAUGCAGAUAUGUCAUCUGUUUGGUCCAAGAGGCGUAGAAUUUGUAAGCUUGUUCAAGAAGCAGAAAGAGAUAUUGCACAGCAUUUUGAAUACACUCAAAUGCCCAGUUCAGCCUCUCCUUUAGAUCAAAAUGCAAAUCAUAGUCUCUCUGGUGAAACCAAGAAGGAACAUCCUUCCCCAGUCUCUCCUUUGUCUCAUGGUAGUGUUUGUUCUGGUAGUUUAGAAUACCAUGUUUGUAGAGAUUCCAACAGGAGAAUUCCAGAUUCUCAAAGUGUGCUUCAUGGGAUUUCUGUGUCUCCUGGAUGUGUCAGUUCUCCUGGAAGUGACAGUUCUGACUCUGAUUGUUGUGACAAUGAGUCAAAUGAGUCCAUGCUCCUCCACCAGUUAAAAGACUGGGCUACUACGUUCUCCAUUUCAUUGGUAGGACUCACUGCACUCCUGAACCUGCUCAGGAUGUAUCAUCCACAUUUACCUAGAGAUGGAAGAACAUUGCUUGGCACGCAGUCACAUGUAGCCACAAGAAAGGUAGGAAAUGGUGAAUACUACCAUUUUGGGUUGGAGCAAGGUAUACACCAGAAACUGAAAAGUCUCAAAAUCCAAAGCAGUCUACAAGGACUAAAACUACAGUUCAACAUUGAUGGUCUACCACUUUUCAGAAGCUCAAGAACCCAACUUUGGCCUAUUCUUUGUCUAGCUGAUUGUGAUUACUCCAAGUCUCCCUUUCUUGUGGGAUUGUACUGCGGAGUAACUAAGCCUGCAAGUGUUUUUGACUAUCUGGCUGACUUUGUGAAGGACUUGACAAAUGUGCUGGAGCAUGGCAUUGACUACAAUGGUAAACAGCUUGAAGUUUCAGUGUCAGCUGUUGUCUGUGACGCCCCAGCCAGAGCCUUUGUAAAGAACAUCAAGUCACAUAAUGGCUAUUCUGGAUGUGACAAGUGCAUGCAGGUGGGCAAAUGGCAUAAUAAAAUGACAUACCCGGAAACCAAUGCCAGACCAAGGACUGACUCCAAUUUCUGUGCUAUGGCUGAUGAAGAACAUCAUUUGGAAGGGAAACUUGGCCCUUUGACAGGAAUUGUAAAGAUGGUGUCCCAGUUUCCACUCGACUAUAUGCACCUGUGCUGUCUCGGGGUUAUGAGAAAACUUCUGCUUUUCUGGCUAAAAGGAAAAAAACUGGCGACCCGUCUUCCUUCAAAAACUGUUGGCUUGGUGUCCAAAAAUCUGCUAAAUCAACGGCCUUAUACACCCUCUGAAUUCUCUAGGAAACCAAGAGAGUUGACAGAAAUUGAUCGCUGGAAGGCAACAGAAUUACGCCAAUUCAUGAUUUAUACUGGUCCAGUGGUGCUUAAGAACUGCAUGCCACAGGAAGUAUAUGACAACUUCAUGCUUUUCUCUGUUGCCAUGUUUUUGCUCCUGACUCCAGACAUUUCCGAAGAAAAGUUGUGCUUCGCUGGCAACAUACUUGUGUGUUUUGUUAGACACUUUGGGGAGCUGUAUGGAAAGGAAGAGAUUGUUUUUAAUGUGCACCAGCUUGUCCACCUUGCAGAUGAAUACCGAAGAUUUGGGGCCUUGGACAAUGUUUCAGCCUUUCCCUUUGAAAACUGUUUGGGAAGAAUCAAGAAACUUGUAAGGAAGCCACACCAACCACUACAACAAGUAGUUAAAAGAUUAUCAGAAAUGCCAACAGCAUUGGUGCCCAUACCAACAUGCUCUGUAUCUUUACAACAUAAGCACCAUAAUGGACCUCUGCCUCCACAGUUUGGUACAGCUGACCAAUUUAACAAAAUUACCUGGAAUGAGUGCACCAUUUCCACAGAGCCAGGUGACAACUGCAUAGAGGUCGGCCAUGAAAUAGCUGUGGUCAAAAACAUAGUGAGGGCAGAAGAUGUCACGUAUGUCAUCUAUCAAACAUUCAAACAUAAGGAGAACAGCUUUUUGUACCCUUGUGCAUCAUCUUACAUUGGUUCUUAUCAAGUAUCUGGGCUGCACAGCAAUCUAGGAGUCUGUAGAGUUGAGCAUAUACAAAGAAAGUGUGCACUCUACAAAGACAGGGAUAGUUUUAUAGUCAUUCCACUUGCUCACAUGUUUGUUUAGAUUAAGGCUAGUGAGGAUCAGAGGUGCAUGUGCACAAAGGAAAGAAACAACUUGCUAAUGCAAUGGUGAAGAUGCGAUGAAGAACUUAAAAACAAAGAGAACAGACGGAAACAUUAACUAGUGAUACAGACAAACAGAAAAGAAACACAGACAAGGAAAAGCAGAAUCAUCACAGACAGGAAAUAAACAUGGACAAAGACAUGCAGAAUUGGACAGAGUAGGACAUUAAGAAAUGUCACAAUUGGAAACAAGUAGGAAAAUAGAAAAGAACCAACAUACAAAUGAAACCUCACUAAAGCACUCAAAAACAAGAGAGCAGACAGACAUGUGAAGAACAGUCACAGACAAGCAGAAUUAGAAAACCAGAUAAGGAAGAGCACAAUUAGAAACACACAGGAUAGAGACAGACAAAGAAGAGUACAAGUGAAGUAAAACAAACAAGAACGAGACAGACAAAUAAAAACAGAUGUGUCGCAGACAAACAGGAAAGAAAAACAUACAAAGAAGGACACAAUUAUCGCAGACAAACAGGAAAGAAAAACAUACAAAGAAGGACACAAUUGUCACAGACAAACAGGAAAGAAAGACGGACAAAGAGGAGAAGAGAUGCCGCAGAACCACAUAAAAGCAGAAUCGUCACAAACAG
Messenger RNA from Astyanax mexicanus (Mexican tetra), 3052 nucleotides. RefSeq lists its product as uncharacterized. The coding region runs from base 325 to 2406 and encodes 693 amino acids. The transcript has 3 exons. The record is from RefSeq and is a predicted model, not a curated record. Lineage: Eukaryota; Metazoa; Chordata; Actinopteri; Characiformes; Acestrorhamphidae.